This is a messenger RNA of Entrophospora candida, 4293 nucleotides long. The record is from the annotation of a GenBank genome assembly. Lineage: Eukaryota; Fungi; Glomeromycota; Glomeromycetes; Entrophosporales; Entrophosporaceae.
AUGAACGAAGUGAUUUUUCGUCUGCCAUUUGAAAUCAAUGAUGAUGAACUUGGUCCAUGGGAUGUUCUGCUUAGUGAUUUUGCGAUUAGAGAUAUGCGAGUGUUGGAGCCUCUUGCGAUUAAGGCAGUCACGGAGAAACUAAUGCAGAUAUCAAGCGGAAAAUGGAAAAAGCACAAACUCCAGCAUACAGUGGAAUCUCACUCUCAAAUCGUACCUAUUUAUGUGGCAGAGCUUCCAGAUCAUGAUGGAUUGAAAAUUCUCUGGCAGGUUGAUUAUGGAUUUUCUGUUCGUAACAAUUCAUUCAUCCAGUAUGUGGAGGUUUGGGCAGUCACUAAAAACCAGAAGCAAAUUACGGAUAUCUUAAAAAAUACAGAAUUACUUCAUAAAGUCUACACUUCUGAACAUAAAAACCGUUGUACAUUUCAACAGACCAACAAAGAUGAUAUCAUUUUACCUGUAACCUUUGGAGGUGAGGAGGUAACAAAGUCUACCGAGCGCAGAUUGAGUAGUAACCAAAUGGAUGAUGAAAAUUUGUUAAAGAUCCAUGAAAUGCUUACUACAAAUAAGUUUGUUCCGUUAUCAAAGGACUUGUUUAAGUCACUUGUCAGGGGUGGCACUGACUUUACUUUUCAAGUAUCUGAGCUUGAGCACAAAAUUAUCAACCAUCCUACAUCAGCAAUUGUUGUUGGUCGUUCUGGAACUGGCAAAACCACAUGUAUUGUGUUUAGGCUUCUUGCUUCGUAUCUGAAAAGCCAUAUCAAUAUGAUAUCAUCUUCAAAUGACAACGGUGAGAAUUCUCAGAAAAGGCAAAUAUUUAUCACAUUGAGUGAAAACCUGUGCUGCAGAGUAAAGGAACACUUCAACAAACUCCGAGAGUCUGCAUUAUUUGCUAAUGAAAAGAUGUCAGAAGCUCAAUUUCACGAGUAUGUGCGUAGAAAAGGAGAGGAAAAUGUUAAUUUAGAUGCAAAUGACACAAAGCUUGAAGAGGAAGAUAUGCUGAAUGACAUUCCAAACUCAUUCCAUUAUAGUAAACUGACAGAUGACUAUUUCCCAUUGAUAAUUACCUACAAAAAGUUUAUCCAAAUGCUCCAGGGAACUUAUGGCAUUGAUUUUCAGAAUCCAUCCAAACAACCAAAAUUUAAUGAAAAUGAUAAUGAUAUAGAGAGAUUAUUACACCAACAAGACUUUAUCAGUAGUGUGUCAGAUACAUCAUGGAGACACUUUGUAGACUAUAAUCUCUUUGCAAAUAAAUAUUGGCCUCAUUUUAAUGAUUAUUAUAGGAAAAAUCUUGAUUGUGGGUUGGUAUUCUCCGAGUUUGCCAUUAUCAAGGGCUCUAAUCUGGAGGGUAAGCACCUAUCAAGAGAGGAAUAUCAAGAAAUCAGCACCAAGAAAUACCCAGCAUUUUGUUACAAUCGUGGUGAAAUUUAUGACUUAUUCCAAGAAUAUCAGAGAAGAAAGUCUAGAAAUUUUGACUAUGACUCAAUAGAUAUGACUAUUGAUAUUUUACGCUGUGCCAAAACAAUAUCACUUAAUUCAUUGCAUAUUCAUGAACUGUAUAUUGAUGAGUGUCAGGACAACAACAUUGUAGAUUUAUCACUUAUUUUAAAACUUUUUGAAUUUGCUGACAGCAUUUUUUUGGCCGGAGAUAUAGCACAAUGUAUUGCAAGAGGUUCAUCUUUUCGAUUUCAAGAUCUGAAGGCUUUAAUACAUGAUUGGGAGGUUGAUCGAUUCAAUGUCAUUCACAAUAAGCCUAGAAAUAAAAAACCAAAACAACCAGAACUGUUUGAAAUGAAGAUUAAUUAUCGUUCACACAACGGAAUCCUUAAACUUGCUUCAUCAGUGAUUGAUCUUAUCACUCACUUUUUUCCUGAUUCCAUUGACCAGCUGUCACGUGAAUGUGGCGAAGUUGGUGGUCCUCGACCUAUUGUCUUCAAUGGGGUUGAGGCUGAACAAUUCUAUUUCCAUGUCUUCUCUAUGGGUGAGGGUACAAGUAACAUUGAAUUUGGUGCUGAGCAGGUCAUUAUUGUGCGUGAUGAUGAAACUAGAAAACGAGUGAAGAAAAAAAUUGGUAAUGCAUUUGUAUUGAUAUUGACAGUGUUUGAGUCCAAGGGCAUGGAGUUUAAUGAUGUGCUGUUGUAUAAUUUCUUCACUGAAUCACCUGCACAAUCAAAGUGGCGAGCAAUACACUCUGCUUUUGAUGAUCAUUCAAAAGGAAUUCAACCCUUUUCUCAUGAGAAGCAUUACAUCCUUUCUUCGGAGCUCAAGCAUCUUUAUGUUGCAGUGACAAGAGCACGGCAGCAAAUUUGGAUUUAUGAUGAGGAGACCAAAUGGAGUGAGCCAAUGCAUAGGUAUUGGGAGCACCAUGAUCUAGUCAAAGUAAUUAAGGAUGUGGAUGAAAUCAGUACUUUGCCCUCCUUGGCCAAGAAAAGUGAUUCAUAUGCAUGGGAUCGACGAGGAAAGAUUUUUUUUGGACAAAAGCAAUAUGAACAGGCAGUUCUUUGCUUUAGGAAAAGUGGAAAUCAAGAGAACUGUAAGCUAGCAGAAGCAUAUCAUUUUCAGCAGGUCGCCAGAGAUUCUAUAUAUAGUUCUGAUGAUAUCACUGUGAAAUUUAAUUUCACUCGUGCUGCCGAGGCCUUCAAAAAAUGUUCACGUCCAAUCCAAGCAGCUUCAUGCUAUCAGGAUAUUGAUAUGCAUGAAGAAGCUGGUGAUGUGUUUGUAGAAUGGGAUAUGUUUGAGCUUGCUGCCAAUUGUUACUCUAAAGCCAAAAAAUGGGACAAAGCGGGUAAUAAUUUUCAAAAGGUUGAGAAAUAUACUGAGGCUGUUGAUGCCUAUAAAAGUGGUGGAUUUUAUGAAAUAGCAAUCGAUCUGAUGCAAAGAUACAGACAAGAAAUUGAUGAGAAGACAUUUAGCCGUGUUUCCCGUCUUGCCAACAUUCAUUAUCGUCGGGAAAACAACAAAGAAAUGAGUGAAAAGGCUCUUUCUAUUCUUCCUACAAAAAAUGAACAAAUGGAGCUUCUACGAGACCAUGCACCAGAAGAGCUUUUGAAAGUUUUUGAGAAAAGUGGUGAUUAUUUCUCUGUUGUUAAAGAAUUAUGCUCACGUGGCAAGUUUGAAGAAGCAGCUGAUAAGAUCAUCAGCUUGAAAGAUAUCAACUCAAAAGACACCAUUGAGGCAUUAAAGUCAUUAAAGCUUCUUGCCAAGGCAAGUAAUUUUGUCAAGAAACUCAGAUCACAAUCAUUGGAAAGAUCUGAGGAGUGGAGAAGCUUUAUGAAAGAGUUUCAAUUAUACUUGGCUUAUUUAGAUGGGGACUUCAAUAGUGUUCAUAAGUAUAUACAAUUAUUUAGAAGUCGCAGAGAGCCUGUUGCUGAAUUUUGUGCAGUAAAUAUAUUUCUGAAAAUUAUCCCUCAAUCAGCACAGUAUUUGAAUGAAAGAUUGCAAUGUCUGUUAAGGCUAUGUGAAUUGACUUUUCCUUUUAUAGCACCACAUCAAAGUGCUGACAAUAUUGAAAAAAUUUGCAAGGAUUUUGAAGAUAUUUUUUUUGUAAAUGUAAAUGAAGUUGAGAAUCGCCCACGUGAACGGAAAAUUUUUUUGGAUAAUCCACUUCUUCAUAUGUGGGAUGAAAUUCAUCAUGAAAUCAUAGAUGAUUGGCAUGUUUAUGAAGUGGAUGUUUUGCACCUGAAAAUGAAGCAAUUCCUUGCUUCACACAUUUUUGAACUCAUCUGUGAGGUUGACUAUAAAAAUCAUUCUAUUCCAGAUGUAAGUUCACACAUCUGCCACUUUUUUGCAUCCUGUCAAAAAUCAGAUUGCAGAAAUCAUCAUGUGGUUCCAACACCACUAAUUCUACACCAACGUUUGAAACUUGCAAGUCUCAACUAUACUGUUUUUCGACAGUUGGAUGUAAUAUAUCGUCAAUAUGAGCUACUUAGAGAAGAUCAGAGUGAAAGGGUUCUUGGGAUACAAAGACGGUGGGCUGAAAAACUUGUUAAAUUUCAUAUUCGUUAUCAAUCACCACAGAUAAGCUGCCCAGAAAUAACUCAAAUGGUACUCUCAGAGCUUCCUAAACACACACGUUCUGGAUUUAUCAGACUUGCUCAAAAUAUAUGGUUGUUUAGAGAGUCUGUGAAUGCUGACAACUUUGCAGCUAUGUUAAAAUGCAUGUUUAUUUUGCAACAGCUGAGAGACAAAUGGUGUAUUGAUAAAUUUAAUUGGGAAAUGUCAAAAACAAUAGGGCUUUCCUAUUCUUGUGAAUUGCCCAUUGGUUUUGAGGACUAUGGGUAUCACCAAGCAAUUCCA